Molecule: messenger RNA, 1485 nt
Organism: Helianthus annuus (common sunflower)
Lineage: Eukaryota; Viridiplantae; Streptophyta; Magnoliopsida; Asterales; Asteraceae
Product: protein SETSIP-like
Exons: 2
Coding region: 1-1485 (494 amino acids)
Source: RefSeq, a predicted model, not a curated record
AUGGAGGAUGUGUUGAAGAACAUCGAUUACGAAUUAGAUUCAGAUAAAGCGGUUGAUGUUACUCAGAAAGAAAAAGUUGAUGAUAAUAUAGAAGGUGAUGACAAAGUGGGUGCGAGGAAGAGGAUUGUUUCACCAAAGAUAAAGAAAGUUACACCAAAGAUCACUAAGCCAAAGAUUGUUCUGAAGAAGAAACCAUCUAAAGUACCAAGUAGACCACCAACACCACCACCUGAACCUACACUACAUCAAUCAUCAAUACAAUCACCAUCACAUCAAACAUCUCCAAGACAACCUUCACCACCAAAACAACCAACACCACCUAGACAACCAUCACCGUUACAUCUCUCACCACCUCGUGAACAACCUUUUCUUACAUCUCAAGAAAUUUUCAAAACACCACCACCCACUCAAAUUCAAAUUCAAUUAACUCCUGGUUCUUCUGGCCACAAGACGUUUCCAACUAUUCAAGAAAAUCUUGAAGAUAUUGGAGAUUUUGGAUUUGCAAACGAUGAACAGGUGAACAAGUUAGAGAGGAAAAUGGAUGAUGUUUUAAAUGAAAACAAAAUAUUAGCAGCUGAAAGCAAGAAAGUGGCUGAUCGUGAAAGGAUUCUCGAAAUGCGUGUAAAGAAGUUAGAAUCUGAAAACAAGUCUUUAUUGAAGAAGAUAGAUGCUGGUCAGACCGAGAUUGAUAUCUUGAAGGUGAGGGUGACAGAGUUAGAGGAGGAAAAGACGCGUAGAGAUGAGCAGAACAAAUAUUUUGAAUUAAAGAACAAAGAACUUGAAGCUGCAAAGGCAUUGAAAGAGCAUGAAUUUUACAUGAUGAACAAAGUGAUAGAGAGUAUGCUCGGAAAGUCUAUUGAGCAGAAGUUUGAAGAAAUUCAAGUAGAGGAAGUCAGGGCUAAGCGCCAAGCUGGGAUUAAAGCUCUAAUGAAAGACAAAGGCAAGAAUGCUGAAGGUAGUGUGGCAGUAGCUGAAAGAUCAAUUGUUUCAUCUCUAGUUAUUGAGAAUCCUAUUCCUAUAUCUUCUAUCGCUAGUAUUUUUGAGGAAGAUGUAUCUCUUGAAGAUCUUGCUGGUAAUGAUAACGAUGAAGAAGAUGAUGAAGAAGAUGAUGAGGAAGGAGGUGAUGACGAAGAAGGUGACGAUGAUGAAAAAGUCUUCUCUGCAAGUAGUCAUGGUUCUGAUGAUGACAAUAACGAUGAUGAUGAUCAGGGAGGUACUGGUGUUACUGUGUUUGAAGCUUCCAAAGAACAAAACGUUGAUGAUUACAUGAAUCAUGAGGCGAAUGAAGAAACUGAGGGAGCUGAAGGAGAGGGGGAGCAUGGUGAUGAUCAGAAUGUUGAUCAAGUUGAGAAGCUGAUUCUUCGAAUUGAACCUCAUGUUGAAGAAGGUGAGAUCAGGCAUACCUACACAUUGGAUGAAGUCUUGAAGAUGUUCAAUGUGAAUGAGAAUGAAUUCAAUUUGGAUUUCGAAGAAAGAGCUGAAUGA